UGACCGGGCUGGGCCAGAGCAGCCCAAGAUGGCCGACUUCGAGGAUCGGGUGUCGGAUGAGGAGAAGGUACGCAUAGCUGCUAAAUUCAUCACUCAUGCACCUCCAGGAGAGUUUAAUGAAGUGUUUAAUGAUGUCCGACUACUACUUAAUAAUGACAAUCUCCUCAGGGAAGGGGCAGCCCAUGCAUUUGCCCAGUAUAACAUGGACCAGUUCACACCUGUGAAGAUAGAAGGAUAUGAAGAUCAGGUCUUAAUUACGGAACAUGGUGACCUGGGUAAUAGCAGAUUUUUAGACCCAAGAAACAAAAUUUCCUUCAAGUUUGAUCACUUACGGAAAGAAGCAAGUGACCCUCAACCUGAGGACGGUGAUGGAGGCCUGAAGUCUUGGAGAGAAUCCUGUGACAGUGCUUUAAGAGCCUAUGUGAAAGAUCAUUAUUCCAACGGUUUCUGUACUGUUUAUGCUAAAACAGUAGAUGGGCAACAGACUAUUAUUGCAUGUAUUGAAAGCCAUCAAUUUCAACCUAAGAACUUCUGGAAUGGUCGUUGGAGAUCAGAGUGGAAGUUUACUAUCACACCACCUACAGCCCAAGUGGUUGGAGUGCUUAAGAUUCAGGUGCAUUAUUAUGAAGACGGCAAUGUUCAGUUGGUUAGUCAUAAAGAUGUACAAGAUUCAUUAACUGUUUCGAAUGAAGUCCAGACUGCCAAGGAGUUUGUUAAGAUCAUAGAACAUGCAGAGAAUGAAUAUCAGACAGCAAUUAGUGAAAACUAUCAAACAAUGUCAGAUACCACGUUCAAAGCCUUGCGCCGGCAGCUUCCAGUUACUCGCACCAAAAUCGACUGGAACAAGAUACUCAGCUACAAGAUUGGCAAAGAAAUGCAGAAUGCUUAAAGGCUGAAUGUAAGAUUCUUCAGUACUUAGGGGAAAGAAAA
Messenger RNA from Elephantulus edwardii (Cape elephant shrew), 930 nucleotides. It is a transcript of the gene CAPZA1, whose product is annotated as capping protein (actin filament) muscle Z-line, alpha 1. NCBI's taxonomy places the organism in Eukaryota, Metazoa, Chordata, Mammalia, Macroscelidea, Macroscelididae. The transcript has 10 exons. The record is from RefSeq and is a predicted model, not a curated record. Gene Ontology annotation, biological process: barbed-end actin filament capping; actin cytoskeleton organization. Gene Ontology annotation, molecular function: actin filament binding. Gene Ontology annotation, cellular component: F-actin capping protein complex; actin cortical patch. The coding region runs from base 29 to 889 and encodes 286 amino acids.